GACAAGCUCUAUUAGUGUUUACAUAUCGGCCUGCCCCUUCAUAUACGGGAAGAUUUUUUGUAACACUCUCAAGCAUGGAGCUCGUCGGCACGCUUCUGUGUGUGCUUGUCGUGGUUCUGCUGUUCUUCUUCCUCAGGGUAGAUUCGGCUCGUUACGCCAAGAUGCCACCUGGACCGACCCCGCUGCCACUGAUCGGUAACUUGCUGCAGGUGAACAGAAAAACACCUCAUGACAGUUUUUUGAAGAUGAGCGAGAAGUAUGGACCUGUGAUGACUGUGCACCUGGGCCGUCAGCGUGCAGUGGUUCUGCUCGGGUUCGACGCAGUGCAAGAAGCGCUGGUGCAGCAGGCAGACGUGUUUGCUGGGAGGCCUGUGAUACCAUUGUUGGAGAAAAUCACUGGACCUUAUGGCUUGAUCCUAAGCAAUGGAGAGCGCUGUAAACAACUCCGCCACUUCACAGUUUCCGCACUGCGUAAUUUUGGAAUGGGAAAGCGCAGCAUUGAGGAGUUGAUCCAAGAGGAAAUAAAAUACCUCCUUGAGGAAUUCAGAAAAACCAAAGGUUCCCUAUGUGAUCCCACCAUAAUUUUGGGUCGUGCUGUUUCCAAUGUUAUUUGUUCCAUUGUCUUUGGUCAACGAUUUGAUUAUGAGGAUAAACUGUUUGUCCAUCUGAUAACUCUCCUUAUCAAAAAUGUGCAGUUGGCCAGCACACCUUUUGCACAGUUGUAUGCUAUGUUUCCAGCUCUCAUUGAUUUAAUGCCUGGAUUUUACAAGCAAAUGCUAGAGAAUGAAAAAGGAAAUAGGGAUUUUUUUACAAAAAUUAUUGCGAAGCACAAUGAGACGUUGAUCAGUGACAGCCCACGGGAUUACAUAGACUGCUUUCUCAUCAAAAUGAAGCAGGAAUGUGGAGACCCUGCCACAGAAUUUCACCUUGAAAAUUUAAUCAGCACGGUUUCAAAUCUCUUUACUGCGGGUACAGAAUCCACAGGCACCACACUGCGAUAUGGACUGCUGAUACUCAUGAAAUACCGCAACAUUCAGGAAAAGGUCCAGAAAGAGAUUGACACUGUGAUUGGACAAGACCGUCUCCCCACUAUGGAUGACCGAAGGAAAAUGCCUUACACUGAUGCUGUACUCCAUGAAAUCCAGAGAUUUGUUGACAUUGUCCCUUUAAAUGUUGGACAUGAAACAACAAAGGACACGAUCUUCAGGGGAUACACCAUCCCUGCAGGUACAAUGGUGAUGCCUGUGCUUCACUCAGUGCUGUAUGACAAAACCAAGUGGGAAACUCCUGACUCCUUCAAUCCUGGUCACUUCUUAGAUGAAAAUGGUUGCUUCAAGCUGAAUCCAGCUUUCAUGCCUUUUUCCACAGGAAAGAGAAUCUGUUUAGGUGAGGGUCUGGCCAAGAUGAAGAUCUUCUUGUUCUUCUGUUCUCUCCUGCAGAAUUUCUCUUUCUGCACCAAAGAGGACCCUGCUGAUAUUAGCUUGUUGCCAAUUUCCUCCACAUUCAUUAAGAGUCCCCAUCCAUACAAGCUAAUGGCCACCCCAAGAUAACUGUGCAGUCAGCAGCUGAAAUUCCAAAGACUUCAAAUCCAUCCAUCCAUCCAUCCAUUUUCCACCACUUAUCCAAAGCUAGGUCACGGGGCACCAGUCUUAGCAAUGAAGCCCAUACAUCAGUUUCCCGAGCCGCACUUGCUAACUCAUACUAUGGGAUUCCAAGGCGUUCCCAAGCCAUCAGGAAGAUAUAAUCAUCCCAGUGAGCCCUGAGUCUUCCCCAGGGUCUCUUUCCAGCUAGUUGUGCUCAUAAAACCUCUAUGGGGAGGCGUCUGGUAGUCAUCCCUCUCCUGGAUGUCUGCAUUUCUUACCCUAACUCCAAGGGAGAGCCCAGCCAGCUUAUGGAGAAAGCAUAUUUCAGCAGCAUCCACCUGCAAUCUCAUUCUUUUGGUCAUUAUCCAAAGCUCAUGACCAUAUGUGAUGGUAAGGACGUAGAACGACUGGUAAAUCUAUAGCUUUGCCUUCUGACUUCACCAGUACAGAUUGGUAUUGUGAUUGCAUAACUGCAAUCACUGCCCAAUCAGUCUGUCAAUUUCACCAUUCCUUUUUCCUUAUCCAUGAACAAUACUCUGAGGCACAUAAACUCUUUCCCUUGAGGAGGUAACUCACCUCACACUUGGAGAGUAUAGUCCACCUUUUUCUUACUGAGGACCAUUGCCCCAGAUUUGGAGAUGCCCUUAUCCCUGCUGCUUUACACUCAGUCAAAAGCCGUGGCAAUGCGUGCAGCAGCUCACAGCUCGAUGACAAUAACAAGGCCACGUCAUCUGAAAAAAGCAGUGUUACGAUUAUAAGGCAAGCGAACUAGACCCCCACACAUCCUCUGCUGCACCUUGAUAUCCUGUCCAUGAAAAUAAACAGAAUUGGAGACAAAGCACAGCCCUAAUGGAAUCCCACACCCCUGGAAAUGGUGCUGAUGGUUUAACUGAUUAUAUGGACACAACUCUCACUGUGAUUAUACAGAGAAUAAAUAGCCCUUAUUAGGAGCCCCAGAACCCCAUACUUUCUCAGCACAACCCCACAGAAUCCCUCAAGCAGCACAUUCAUAUGUCUUGUCUAAGUCCACAAAACACAUGUAGAGUGUUGGUUGCACUCCCGUGCACCCUCCAAAAUCCUCAUGAUUGUAAAGAGUUGAUCCACCAUUACACGGCCUAGACAGAAUCCACAUUGUUCCUCCUGGAUCUGAGGUUCCACGACUGGGCGGAGUCUCCUUUUUAGUACCAGGCAUAAGCUUUUCCAGGGAGGGUGAAGAGUAUGAUCUUCCGAUAAUUGGAGUGCACCUUCUUGUCCCCCUUUUUAAAAAUGGGGACCACCACUCUGGUUUGUGACUCCAAAAGCACAGCCUACGAUGACCAUACAAAACUGAAAAGGUGUGUCAGCCAUAACAGCCCAACAAUGUCCAGAGGCUUCAGCAUUUCUGGACAGAUGUCAUCCAUUUCCGUGGCUUUACCACUGUCUAGUUGCUUAACUACCCCAGUGACCUACCUGAAAUCAUUUGUAUUUUAAUUGUAAAGGACUGGGUGACUAAGGAGAAUGAACACAUUAAAAAUUAUUUCAAGCUUUGUCAUCUAGUUCCAGCCUCUCUAAGCCAUAUCUUUUGGGAAUGCACUAAAUAAACAUUACUUUGACAAAAUCUUAACACACUUCUUAGACAGCACUGGUGUCACAAUUGCUCCUUAAACUGCAAUAGUUGGUGUACUCCUGGAUUGCAUUAAAUUGUAUAGGGAGAAACCGAUUGCAAUAUCUUAUACCACACGACCAGCACACAGACAUAUUUUCUUCAACUGGAAGAAUCCCAACCUACCUUCUAUAAGUCAGUGGGUAAGCAAUGUUCUAUAUCAUCUCAAAUUAGUAACAACCAUAUUCUUUUUAAGGGGAAAUUACCAAAUUCUUUUUAAAACAUGGGAAUAAUGCAUUAGUACAAUUUUAGAAUAGGCAUUCCAGGCCCAUGAUUGACUCUUUUAUACUACUAAUUGUUCUACGAUAUAUAU
Polypterus senegalus (gray bichir) is the source of this 3538-nucleotide messenger RNA. RefSeq names its product cytochrome P450 2B4-like. The transcript is spliced from 9 exons. The record is from RefSeq and is a predicted model, not a curated record. Gene Ontology annotation, biological process: xenobiotic metabolic process. The coding region runs from base 75 to 1550 and encodes 491 amino acids. Gene Ontology annotation, molecular function: iron ion binding; heme binding; oxidoreductase activity, acting on paired donors, with incorporation or reduction of molecular oxygen, reduced flavin or flavoprotein as one donor, and incorporation of one atom of oxygen. Lineage: Eukaryota; Metazoa; Chordata; Cladistia; Polypteriformes; Polypteridae. Gene Ontology annotation, cellular component: intracellular membrane-bounded organelle; cytoplasm.